Messenger RNA from Cicer arietinum (chickpea), 674 nucleotides. RefSeq lists its product as uncharacterized. Lineage: Eukaryota; Viridiplantae; Streptophyta; Magnoliopsida; Fabales; Fabaceae. The record is from RefSeq and is a predicted model, not a curated record.
UGUUUGUAAGUUUAGUUCAGUUGUACUACUUCCUAUUACUAUGGAAGCAUUAGUUUGUUGUUCUUUGCCUUCCUUAGUUAGUGUGAAAACUAGGAACAUAGUCACACAUAAUUGUUCCUUAACAGUUAGAAAAAGUUGUGAUUUUUGGGUUAAGAAUGAAGGAACAACAAGGAGAAGAAGAACAAGGGUAGGUGUUGUGUCUAUGAGUGAUGUAACUACAACAUUUAUUGACUCUGCUCCAGUAGAUAUCACAUGGCAAAUUGUUGUUGGAACCAUAGCUGGGAUUACACCUUUUGUGGUGGCUGGGAUUGAAUUUAGCAAGAGAAUUAUGGCUCAAAAAAAAUGUGAGGUGUGUGGAGGAUCUGGACUUGUUUUUAGAGAUAAGAACUAUUUCCGUUGUCCAGAAUGUGGUGGAUUUCUUCCUUGGCAGUCAUGGAAAAGAUUUUUCUCAGGUUAAUUUAAUAUCUAUACAACAUUGUACAACCAUAUUUCAAUAGAUUACAAUUGCAUUUUAGCACAAAUUCAAUGCUCUUAUGUUCCAAUUGGAAAAGAAUCAUACACAAAUUGUAAAAUGACGUAUAGUAAAUCUAUUUGUAUAGUUUACUGAUACAUACUUUAUUAAGAACAUCAUACUCUUUUAUGGAAGAAAUAAAUCUUAGUUAUAUUUAUCACAA